AAAGUGCAACAUUGCUCUUUUUUCUUCUCUUAAGUAUACCAACGGUCUGCGCAGCAGGAAAUGUCCCAUUCAAGCUCUCUGAGGAUGUUUUGUUAAGUCGCUUACUCAGUUAAUCGGCUGGCAUGUGUGCAGUGAGACGUGGUGAACUCUAUGACCAUUGCUGAUAAAACAUUAUUCCGUGAACGUCUGUAAAUAAGAUAAUUGCAUGAUCAACUAGCUGUGAGUUCCUCUCAGCAUGGAAUCGAACAUCUCUGACGAAAAUGGAUUUUUUUUUUUGUAAAUUAGGAAUGAUAUUGAUUUAACAGACCAACAAUUAAAUUCAGGAUAUAUGUUAAUUAAAAUGCGGUUGGAAAUACCAAAGUGUAAUAGAUGUUUUGUAUUCGUUCCACUGCGUUACGGAAUUAUUAUAUUUGGAUACUUGAAUUUAAUUGUUGCGUAUGCGCCGCUCGCAUUCAUAUUAUAACAAUUAAAAAUAUUAUAUAAUAAUACAUAGUUACUUUACUCAUAAUAAUGCGUUGUGAAAUACCAGUACUAAAAAGGUGUUUUAUAUGUUUUCCCCUGCGUUAUCGAAUUGUUAUAUUUGGAUAUUUGAAUUUGCUAUUUGACCUGUUGGUACCGACAGUCGAGGCAGCAUGGACGGCCGAGGCAGAUUCUAUAUCAGACCUAACUGCCCGGACCAUGGUUACAUACAAAGGCGUUACAUUCUCCUCGCAGUUGUGGGUACUACUGCUACUCUAUCUGACUGAUAUCAUAUUUAAUAUUGUUCUACUCAUCGGAGCUCAUACGAAACGAGUAAAACUAAUGCAGAUAUACUACUAUUACGGUAUAGCAACAUUCUUUGGAUCAAUUAUCACGUUCCUAGUUUUGGAAUUAAAGUUAUUCUUCUUUUACAUGAGCGUUUUGGCGCUCUCCUUAACCUUCAUCGGAUUAUUAACACACGCAUAUCUAUUGCUGUUGGUGCGUUCCGAGAUAUCGAAGCCGCGUUACAAAGAGGACACGAAUCAAGAAUACGAGAACCAUUUGGAUGAACAUCACCCACCCAAUUGGCGGGAACCAGAUAUUGUGUAAUUAGUAAAUUAUAUAAAUUAUUUUAAUAU
Molecule: messenger RNA, 1097 nt
Organism: Manduca sexta (tobacco hornworm)
Lineage: Eukaryota; Metazoa; Arthropoda; Insecta; Lepidoptera; Sphingidae
Exons: 5
Coding region: 511-1068 (185 amino acids)
Source: RefSeq, a predicted model, not a curated record